This is a messenger RNA of Staurois parvus, 389 nucleotides long. The record is from the annotation of a GenBank genome assembly. Lineage: Eukaryota; Metazoa; Chordata; Amphibia; Anura; Ranidae.
AUGUACACUGAUCAUCAGGGCACUGAUGAUCAGUGUGCCCUGAUGAUCCACCUGUGUAUCCAUCCCAGCUGUCAGUGCUCAUCAGUACCCACCUGUCAGUGUCCAUCAGUGCCACCUAUCAGUGUGCAUCAGUGCCGCCUAUCAGUGCCCUGUCAGUGCUGCCUAUCAGUGCCAUCUAUCAGUGCCGCCUAAUAGUGCCAUAUAUGAGUGCUGCCUUUCAGUGCCCUUCAGUAAUGCCUGUCAAUGCCCAUCAAUGCCACCUACUAGUGCCUCCUCAUCAGUGCCCACCUAUCAGUGGCCCAUCAGUGCAGCCUAUCAGUGCCAUCACUGCAGCCUCAUUAGCGCACAUCAGUGAAGGAUAAAAAUCACCUAUUUACAAAACUUUAUAA